Protopolystoma xenopodis is the source of this 210-nucleotide messenger RNA. The record is from the annotation of a GenBank genome assembly. NCBI's taxonomy places the organism in Eukaryota, Metazoa, Platyhelminthes, Monogenea, Polystomatidea, Polystomatidae.
AUGUUACUGCUUCAACCAUUAGCUAAGGAUGACCAAGGAGGGAUUCGCACAAAUGCCACCGUCUGUAUGGUUAAAUUGUCCGGCUACUUCACUUCCUCCGUCAGGCGCGGUCCUCUGCUCAACUCAUUCCUGCGCUCAACACGAGACCCCUCCGUGCCAGCUAGACAGGCCGGCAUUGCAGCACUAGCUGCAACUCAGAGCGGCCAGUAG